Molecule: messenger RNA, 2872 nt
Organism: Corapipo altera (White-ruffed manakin)
Lineage: Eukaryota; Metazoa; Chordata; Aves; Passeriformes; Pipridae
Gene: TMPPE
Product: transmembrane protein with metallophosphoesterase domain
Exons: 3
Coding region: 340-1656 (438 amino acids)
Molecular function (GO): hydrolase activity
Source: RefSeq, a predicted model, not a curated record
CGGCGGAGCCGUCAGCUGACGCCGCCGUUUCCUGGCCGUGCCCGCCAUGCUGCGGCUGCUGCUCCCGCUGGCCGCCCUGGCCGCGCUCCUCCGGGCGGCGGGCUUUGGAGAAGUCUGAUUCGCAACUGCAGGCAAGGAUAUCUGCUGAUACAUCAUCUGCAGUUUCUGGGACCACAGUUGCAUCUGGUAGCUGUUCCAGUGGGGAUUUCACUGCUGCUGUAGCAUGUGUUAGUAGAACCUCUUGCAUUCGGCUUUGUUGACCCAAGGCACCCCUUCAUAACCACAUUAUUGCCUACUGGAGACUUCUGCAGAACAGAAGGGAGCAGUCAGGAAGCAAAGAUGAUCUCCUUCAAGCAACUGCCCCUUGAAGCAAAGGCUGCAGUGGCUGCAGGAAUGGUUUUCUUCUCUAUGAUGCUGUCGCGGAGUUUUCUGGCAGAAAAACUCGAUCUCAGGACGCGGCACUGGGUUAUAAGGCUGCAGAUGGCACUAUUUGCCAAUACACUCAUGCUGGUGGGAUCUCUUCAUGUUUGGAAAAGCACAGUCACCAUGUUCACCAGGUCUUCAGCUGCCAGCUCCCUCUGUUUCAUGCUGUGGAAAAUAGCUGUGUUCAUGUUUCUAGCUUUGGCUCAUUCAAGCUUCUUUACGUUGCUAUUUCUUGUUGCAGAAGAGCCCUAUUUCUUCUCUUUAGCUGCCUACACUUGCCUUGGGGCCUAUAUCAUUCUCAUCUUCUUCCUCUUCACUCUAGGCUCUGUAGAGCAGGCUUACAAGUUCUUAGUGGGGAGAGGCACUAAGGCAGGCACUGGCAACAGGAACAGAACAGCAAUGAAACCAGUUUUGGCAGUCAUGUUGACUCUUGUGCUGACUGUUGUCGGGCUGUUAAAUGCUUCCCAACCUCCUGCUGUGAAUUCAGUGGAGAUUCCAGUUCACAAGCUGCCCUCAACCAUGACUAACCUGAAAGUGGUGUUGCUUUCAGAUAUCCAUCUGGGGCCUACUGUUGGCAAGACCAAGCUUGCCAUGAUAGUGAGAAUGGUUAAGGCUUUAAAACCAGAUAUCACGGUGAUCGUUGGGGACCUGACUGACGCUGAGGCAGAGAUCAUACGACCUGCUGUUGAGCCUCUUGGAGAACUUGAUUCCCCUUUGGGGACGUACUUUGUCACAGGAAACCAUGAGUACUACACAUCAGAUGUUAGCAACUGGUUUGAGCUGUUAAAAUCAUUUAACAUUCAGCCACUGCAUAAUGAGAAUGUGAAGAUUGUCUCGCCAAAGAGCACUGAUGACUGGUUCUGCCUGGCUGGCGUGGAUGAUAUUGAAGCAGAUGUAUUACGCUACUCGGGACAUGGCAUGGAUUUGAAAAAAGCUCUCAGAGGUUGUAGCAGUGAGCAUGCAAUAGUGCUUUUAGCUCAUCAGCCAGUUGCUGCAAAGUGGGCCCUUCAGGAGAGACCAGACAUAAAUUUAAUUCUCUCUGGCCAUACUCAUGGAGGGCAGAUUUUCCCUCUAAAUGCUGGAGCUUAUCUUCUGAAUCCAUUCUUUGUUGGCUUGUACAAAGUUGGGCAGAACACCUUUGUCUAUGUCAGCCCAGGGACGAUGUACUUUGGAAUACCCAUGAGGCUGGGCAGCAGAGCUGAAAUAACGGAGAUAAUCCUACGUUCUGCUUGAGUUUUCCAUUUGACAGACUUCUGCCAUUCUUUUUUUGGUCAGUAUAUUGGCUCUUCUGCUGUGAAAGCAAAUCCUUUUUCAGGGAAGCCAGAGAAGAUGUAUUGGGCUGAACUUCAGCAGGUUCUAUUAAGUUUGAGCAGAAAACACUAAACUGUAUCUUGGGCCUGUGAAAGAAAUCUGGGGCAUGUUAAAAUACUGAAGAAGUUAGUUCUUUGAGUUCGCUAUCGCUGAGAUUCUGCAUUGAAAGCUAAUGCUGAUGUCAUGCAGAUAAUGUAUGUCCUGUGCAUGUUUAGUAAUAUCUCUUUCCUGCACCUACUUCAUGUUCCAAUAUUUGCUAUCUAUCAGGCAGCUGCCUUAUCCAAUCUCAGGCAGGCAAAGUUCUGAUCUCAUGCAGUGAAAUCACUCGUGCAUGUUUUGCAGAAGGGACUGCAGAGUUCCCGCUGAGUAUGCAAAAUGUAGAAGUCUUAUACUAGAAAUCUUAGGGGAAGGGAAUGGUUGAGGAUUUUUUUUUUUAAUUGAGGCUGGAUAUCCGUAUCCUUCUAGCUGUCUGCAACAUGCACGAGGGCUUCCAGUCUGUGCUUACUAGUACAGUAAGAUGCCAGCCAUCAGUUCCUGAAAUCUAAUUUUUUUCGAGUUAAAAAGUUGGUGAGACUGACAUCAAAGGAUGAAAGUAGCAGUCAUUCUCAGGCAUUUCUCCAGAAUAGCUGAGCAUCUAGUAAUUACUUACUGAAAAUAGCUCUAAUAAAAGCAAAUGAGAAAGAAAUUUCAAAAUUAAUUUCUGUUGCUGUCUGAGCAUGCAGUACCUCCUGAUGUAGAGCACAAAAUCCCAAGCUGAAAUACUAAAUGUCUUUUCAUCCUAUGGUUUUUUUCUUUCUGCCUAGUUUCUGCUCUGUCAUUUUUCUCUUGCAAGAGUAAGGAGAUGCUGUUUGAAAACAAUGCAAAUAGGUUAAUGCUUGAACUUUGUUUGAAUGCUUUAAUAUCUCAAGUAAAUUGUGUCCUUUUUCAAGUAGACUAAACUCUGCAGUGGGUGACUUUCCUUAAGAGCACUUGUGUAUCGUUGUCCUGGGUGUCUGUAGCCACAGGGCUUCCCUUGCUCUGCCUUUCUGCCCAGCAGCACCUGGGUUCCUCUCAGGCAGACCCAUGUAGCAUGGGGCAGAAGAGAGUUUUUAUGUGGGAGACUGAGGAUGGCAAGACCAGAACUGAGGUGUUCAGUCUU